Messenger RNA from Linum trigynum, 684 nucleotides. Lineage: Eukaryota; Viridiplantae; Streptophyta; Magnoliopsida; Malpighiales; Linaceae. The record is from the annotation of a GenBank genome assembly.
CUCCCCUACCAUAACCACAAAACAACAAUCUAAUAUUGUUUCAUUUCUUAGUAGAUUUUGCUACACAAUCUAUAUAUACCAGACCAAUAUUCAUCGUCAUGGCAGGUUUUAGCAAUAUCUUCGCAUUCGUCAUGGCGACAACAAUAGCUCUGGUGCUGGUCGCUGAGAUUUCUCAUGGCGUCGUCGCUGCUGCCCGGCCAUUGCAUGGAGAGCAGAUUAAAUGGCGGGACGAAAGCUUUAUUCUGCGGAUUCAGUCUCUCCAGAGAGGUCCAGUUCCGCCGUCUCAGCCCUCCCCUUGCGGCCACACACCCGACGGCGGAACCGGCCACUGUCCAUUGACCGAAAUGAACUACGCCGGCGGACGUUUCCGGAGCCGCCACGCGCUGCCACCUCCCGGUCAUGCGACAACGACAUCGUUUCCCUCUUCCGACAUGUGAUUAAUUUGUGACGAUUAGUCGUCCUGAGAUUGCUUACGUGUAGAGUGGAUGGAUGCAUAUAUAUGUGCCUAGAAGGAGAAUCAUUGGCUUUGGUUAUUAUAUUACCUACUUUUGUGACGUGUACGACCUUAAUUAUGAUUCUUUUUUUUUAGAGCUAUUAAUUAUGAUUCUUGAUGUCAAACUAGUGAUUGAAAAUGUACCCGAUUCGCGGUGUGAUGAUCGUAUAUAAUAAUGACAUUGGUUAACU